UAUAUUUGACUACUCACUGUGCAUUUCCUCCUGCCUGCUGCUCCAGUAUUCAAAUGUUGCCAUUCUUUACAGCACAGUGGUAGCGAGAGACUAAAAAAAGAAAAGAAAGUGGUAGAGUGACUCUGUGUUUUUGUUUUUCUAUGUAAAUCAUGUCAGGAAAAGUGCAGUAGAUGAACAAAGACAUCGAGUCGGCAUUGAGAAAAGACACUGACACAUAUCAUUUUCUCCGACAGGCAUCAAAGACACAAACUACAGUCUCAAGGUCCAGGACACCUGCCUCAUCUGACGGGGUAAAACAAGAGUCAGCUUGAAAUGAACUUGCCACAUCGCUAUGGAUCUUGAAGAUGCUUGUUGAAUUCCCUCUCCCACACCUCCUCCCCGUGUCAUGGAGUUUGACCCGAACCACCUCCGUGACCCCUACAAAACUGUGGACGACAACGUCGAGCCCCCCGAUCUGGAGUGCGCCAUCUGUUUCUGUCAGUUCAACAAUGUCUUCAACACCCCUAAGGUACUUCAAUGCAAGCAUACCUUCUGCCUGGAGUGUCUUGCGAGGAUGAACGUGACGUCCUCCCAACCCGACACCAUCCAGUGCCCUCUGUGCCGCGCAUACACCCCGUUACCCAACUUGGGUCUUCCCAAGCUAGCAAAUGACUCCACAGUGCUGUCUUACCUCCCAGCUGCCAUGCAGCAUGUCUACAGUAUCCGCUUUAACCGUGACAAAGGCAAACUGCAGGUGAAGAGAGUGCCCAGCUCUGCCCCGGCUCCGACGCAAGCCAUCAGCCAGACUCUGGACGUCGGGAACCCAGCGGGCUCGGAGGGUCACCAGGGCAGAGACGGUGGUAGAGAGAGGUCAUUACUGAUCACAGUACUGAGAACACCCCUGUGCAAAGCUUUCAUCAUGAGCCUGGUGGCCAUAAUGACCGUCGUUCUCACUAUUACUAUCAUCAUCAUCAGCAACAAGAAAUAAAACCAAAUAUAUUGGUUUUUACACAUAUACGCUAGAGCAUGAGAAUAUCACAUACAGUUAGUUUUUCUAAUGAUUUGUACAAUGUACACGCAGCUCACACAUGUGCUUUGAAUUUUUUUAAUUGCACUAAUCAGUUUGUCCACAAGGUGGCGACAAUGGCCCUGGCUGUUUCACAGUUGGAAAAGAAACAGAACGAGAACAACAACAAACUGCCAUGAUAACAUAA
This is a messenger RNA of Carassius gibelio (silver crucian carp), 1193 nucleotides long. Its product is annotated as E3 ubiquitin-protein ligase RNF183-like. The transcript has 2 exons. Gene Ontology annotation, biological process: protein ubiquitination. The record is from RefSeq and is a predicted model, not a curated record. The coding region runs from base 386 to 967 and encodes 193 amino acids. Lineage: Eukaryota; Metazoa; Chordata; Actinopteri; Cypriniformes; Cyprinidae. Gene Ontology annotation, molecular function: ubiquitin protein ligase activity.